Camponotus floridanus (Florida carpenter ant) is the source of this 2396-nucleotide messenger RNA. It is a transcript of the gene Nulp1, whose product is annotated as transcription factor 25. Gene Ontology annotation, cellular component: RQC complex. The transcript is spliced from 8 exons. The coding region runs from base 435 to 2237 and encodes 600 amino acids. The record is from RefSeq and is a predicted model, not a curated record. Gene Ontology annotation, molecular function: protein binding. Lineage: Eukaryota; Metazoa; Arthropoda; Insecta; Hymenoptera; Formicidae.
CCUGCUGCUACCAGCUGCUACUUUUCGAUUAUAUUUAUUAUCUUUCUCAUAAUUUUUAAUCGAGCAAGGGAUGCACCAAUCAAAAUACGAGACUGCUCCUUAUUUAAAGAUCCCGCUGCAACCAGAGAAGUGCGCGACGUGUAUCGCGAUCAUGCAUCGCGAUUAUACAUCGUGAUCGAAUGUCGAAAGUGAGAACCAGCUGAGAUCGAGCAGAUUUAUCGCAAAUUCAAGAUAAAUUUCACGUUUCAAGAUAAAUUUCAAAGAGGAGGAAAUUCAUCGUCGUACGAAAAUUUAUUUACGUGAGGAAUUUGCGAAUUGUCAAUUGGCAUCUUGUGUGACCGUCUUGUGAUCGCGACGAAAAAAAUAUUUUCCAUAUUUCGAAAAAUCAACAAUUAUAUUCUCCCUUUUCACAUCACAUUCCUGAAUAAUCGAAAAUGUCCACGCGACAUAUGAAGAAGAUUUAUGGCAGCGAUGUAAUUCUCGAGAAGGAUUACGAUGCGAGUGAUGCCGAAAUUUCAGUGACAAACGAUACUAAGUCCAAGUCCUUCAACGUCUUUGAUGUGUUAAAUCAGAGCUCUGACAAUGAUGAGCAGGAUACUAGCGACAAGCAGGAUGAGGAUUCAGUUGUAAACUGCGAUGCAAAUUGCAAUGAUGCGAAACGUAGGAAGAAGACGAAAAAACGUAAGAAAUUGGAAAAUGAGAAAGCCAAGAGUCUACAACAUGGUGUAGAUUUUGAUGAAGAUGAGAUUGAGCGAAGUGUAUUGGAAGUGAACAAGUUACUUGGAGAGCCGCUACCGAGUUGUAGUAAUCAACUUUUAGAACCGCAGUGGAUUAAUCAGAAGUCUAAAGAAAAUAUACUGACCGUACAGCAUAAACACUUGAAUCCAUACAACGAAUUAAAGAGAAUAUUUGGUAGUAAAACUGUACAAGCCGAGCAAAACAAAAGAAAAGGUAGAGGCCGUUUUGGACACUUGAAAAAGACAUGGCUGGUUUGCCCACGAGAUAAUUGGCCGCCGAUUGGUAAAUCUGGAUUAACAAUGUCUUUGGAUCAUUCUAUAGAACCUACAGAAAAUGUACAGCAUUUUGUAUACGAACACAGUACUUCGUACAAACAGAUACAACUUAGAUUUUUGCAAGCUGUUGAAAGUUUAAAUCCAGAGAACAUAAUUAGUAUAAUAAACAUACAUUCUUACCAUGUAGACGCUCUCCUCCAGAUAGCUGAAUUGUGUAAAUUGAGUGAGGAUUUACCAAUGGCAGCAGAAUUUAUAGAACGAGCUUUAUAUUGCUUAGAAUGCGCCUUUCAUCCAUCUUUCAAUGUAACAACAGCGCAAUGUAGAUUAGAUUACAAGAAACAACAGAAUCGUGCACUUUUUAUAACACUUUUUAAACACCUUGGAUUUGUUGGUGGACGAGCUUGCUAUAGAACAAGCUUGGAAUUUUGUAAAUUACUUCUGUCAUUGGAUCCUGAAGGUGAUCCACUAGCAGUGGUCUUAGCCAUCGAUUUUUACGCCUUAAGAGCUAAGGAAUACGAAUGGUUUAUAGAAUUUUGUAAUCUAUGGGAAAGUUCCAGAAAUCUAACACAAUUACCAAACAUGGCGUACAGCUUGGCAUUGGCUCAUUUUCGUUUGGGAAAUAAAGAUGAUGCUGAUACGCUUCUGCAAAAUGCUCUUAUCAUGUUUCCAGGUGUACUGAUACCUUUAAUUGAGAAGUGUAAUAUACAAACAGAUACUAAGGUAAUGUAUCAUGAUUUUUUUAACUCUAAAGCUCAAGCUAGUACAUCGCCAGCUCUAGAGAAGCUACAGAAUUUGUAUAUAGCACGUAGCUUCCAUCUCUGGAAAGAGACAGAUAUUUUACCAUGGCUAGAGGAAUGCGUGCAUGCUGUGCUAAAUCGAAUUGAGUCUAAAGAUGAUUACAUCAAGUAUUGUCAAGUAAAGCGUAGUAAACGCUAUCAAGGAAGAUUACCGAAAAACAUUUUAAGACACAUUAUAUUAGCAGACAUGAAGGAAGUUAUAGUUAACGUUCAGGAGAUACAAAACGAAGGUCCAGUGUUGUCACACGAUCCAUUACCACCAAUAGACAGCAUUGAUAUUUACAAGAGACCCACAGCAAAUGACAGAAUAGCUCAAAACAGUUCGAAUUUUCUCUCUCUUUUCUUUUCUUCAUUAUUCACGGAUAUCGAUGGCGCGGCUGCUGCUGGUUUAAAUCUAUUCGAGGAGAAUGAUGACCAUGCACAAUAACUUUUCCUUGUGUCAACUUCAUGGUAAGAAAACUAUAUGCGAUUUCAAUAUAUAACAUACACUGGAGAGAAUGCAAAUAGUAACAUAUGAUAACACAAUAAAAAAAUAAUUUUAGAGUAAUUGGAUUUUUAAUGUACAAAACAAUAAAAAUUUGCAAUC